This is a messenger RNA of Grammomys surdaster, 2204 nucleotides long. RefSeq names its product transmembrane serine protease 11B (gene Tmprss11b). Gene Ontology annotation, molecular function: serine-type endopeptidase activity. Gene Ontology annotation, cellular component: extracellular region; plasma membrane. The coding region runs from base 17 to 1267 and encodes 416 amino acids. NCBI's taxonomy places the organism in Eukaryota, Metazoa, Chordata, Mammalia, Rodentia, Muridae. The transcript is spliced from 10 exons. Gene Ontology annotation, biological process: proteolysis. The record is from RefSeq and is a predicted model, not a curated record.
ACUGUAUCAGCACGUUAUGUACAGACCAGUCAUAGCCUCCCACAAAUCUUUCCCACCAUGGAUCGUCAUCCUCGGUGUGCUUGGAGUGCUGGCAGUCCUUGGGCUAAUUAUUGGACUCUUAGUUCACUUUCUGGCAGUAGAAAACAAGAUCUUCUACUAUCAAGGUAGUUUUAAGGUGUUGAAUAUUCCAUAUGACAGAAAUUAUGAAAGGGAGACAUCACUAGAAAGUAACUACCUCAGCAAAAUCCUCGAGAUUAAAAUGGUUGAUGCCUUUCAGAGUUCUAACAUUUACAAACAAUAUAUCAACUCUCAGAUCAUCACAUUGGCUCCUGAUGACAACAGCGUGACAGCACAUAUAUGGCUGGUGUUUAAGGACCCGUGGUCAAACAAGGAAAACCUAAGAAAGAGAAUUGAAAGCAUCUUACAUCAGAUGCUGGAGAACAACUCAGGAUCCCUGACUACAGAUCCGGGGUCUCUGAAGCUCACGGAAAUCAGUAAGGUUGAUGCUGAGAAGAUUAUCAACAACCGCUGCGGGAGACGACCAAGAAUGUCUGCAACCUAUGACAGAAUCACGGGAGGUUCCACUGCUCACAAAGGAGAGUGGCCAUGGCAAGCGAGUCUCAGAGUGGAUGGUAGACACUACUGUGGGGCAUCCCUAAUCGGCGAAAGAUUUCUGCUAACAGCAGCUCACUGCUUUCAAAGGACAAAUAAUCCAAAAAACUUAACUGUUAGCUUUGGCACUAGAGUAACUCCAGCCUACAUGCAGCAUUCUGUUCAAGAAAUUAUUAUUCAUGAAGAUUAUGUGAAAGGGGAACACCACGAUGACGUUGCAGUUAUAAAGCUCACUGAAAAAGUUUCAUUCAGGAACGAUGUACAUCGGGUUUGUCUUCCGGAAGCCACGCAGAGUUUUCCACCAGGUGAAGGAGUCGUUGUUACAGGAUGGGGAUCACUUUCUUACAAUGGUAAAUCUCCACUGUUACUUCAGAAAGCAUCCGUUAAAAUUAUUGACACAAAUACUUGCAAUUCUGAAGAAGCUUAUGGAGGCAGGAUAUUGGACACAAUGCUCUGCGCUGGCUACUUGGAAGGCAAUAUCGAUGCUUGCCAGGGUGACUCUGGAGGACCGCUAGUUCAUCCCAAUUCAAGAGAUAUUUGGUACCUUGCUGGGAUAGUGAGCUGGGGACACGAAUGUGGCAGAGUCAACAAGCCAGGGGUCUAUAUGAGAGUAACUUCCUACCGUGACUGGAUUGCCUCCAAGACUGGUAUCUAGUAGAAAACCAUCUUCUAACAACUAAUUCAGAGCAUAUUGCCUGAUAGUCUAUCACUGGACAUCCAUUUCUUUAUUUUUUUUCCAUUGUAUAUGUGUGUGUCUCUGUGUGCUUUUGCAUAUGUGUGGGUAAACGUGUGUUUGUGCUCGUAUAUGUAAGUGUGCAUGUAAACAGAUGUGUAAGUUAAUGUUAAGAAUCAUCCUCAAUAAUUUCAACGAGACAGGCUCUUGAUUAAACCAAGAGCUCUCAGAUGUAUACUGUCUUACUAGUCAGGUUGCUGUUAGGACCACCUAUUUCUGUCUUCUAAGGAUGGGAGUACAGCCAGGCUUCUAUACUCACCAGGUGUUUAUGAACAUCCUGGAAAUCUCCCAUUUCUAGCCCUCAGGCUUUCACCCUUAACCACUGAGCAAUCACAGCUGGUUUAAACAUUAUUAUUUUGGAUGUAUGAGUGUUUCCCCCUGCACCACAUAUAUGCCUAGAGGUCAGAAGUGGGUACUGUAUCCUCUGGGACUAGAGUUACAGACAGUAUGAGCCACCCUAUGGGUGCUGGGAAUUGAACACUGGUCUAUUAGAAGAACAGCCAGGCCUCUUAACCAUGGAGCCAUCCCCACUCAGUACUUCACAUGCUUUUUAAAUGUGUAUAAUGGUUAUUUUGAAAGAAUUAUAGCCCUAAGGGAAUAUAUGUAAACUUUAAAGCAAAUUAAACAAGACAAAAUUAGAGACCUUGAAUUUCUUGGUUCAGGAAGUCCUUAGCCAAGAAAGUACUCCCACCAAAAUACCUGUGAAAUACUAUUUGUGUCCUGGUUUAUCAGCCUAUAUUAUUGCUAUUUCAGUACAUAAGGUUCUUAGGUUUUGUGAUAUAGACUUUGUCGAACUGUGGAAGCAUGGGACCGACUGUGGUGAUUUAUCAGAAUGUAUGAGGGGAGAGUAGUGCCUCCC